GUGCGCAACGAUCCCAAUGUCGCAGCCAUUGCGUAGUAUUUUCAGCUAAUUUCUCACUAUUGAUGUAGAACCUUGAUUUUCAUCAUCCAAGCUACAUGCCCAGGCUGUAGACAGAAAUGACACUUUCGUGAAAUAGGAAAACCACCAUUCCGCAUUCGCUCUAGAUCUGAUCCGAUCAACACAGGAGCGCUGCAUUGCAUCACACGUAUUUGUUCCCGGCUUCCCACCACCCCAUAAACGCUACACAUACUUGUGGCAUUUGUGCAUGCGGACGAACGAGUAGUUGCCAAAACCUCGAUGUAGCUGUAGCCACAGAAAAUUACGACCUGGAUAUCUUGCUGGGGUUUGCUUUAAUGUGCCUUUCCAGCGGACCGAGUUUCUGUCGAUUGAGAAGGACAUCUGGAACCAUGGAUGGAUUCUGCCUUCUGUAUCUGCUCAUGAUUCUCCUGAUGAGAUCUGGUGAUGUUGAAACCAACCCUGGACCAGACAGUAUUGUCAGUGAGGAGGAAUUUAUAAAGCUGUCCGAGCAAAUUGGCCCAAGCUACUACAACAAGGUGGGCGUUCACCUGAAGAUCUCCAUUACAGAGCUUGAUCAUAUCAAGGAACGUAGCCUAAAUACCAGUGAUGCAUUGAUGACAGUCUUCACGAGAUGGAGAGACAAACAGCCUCCAGGCACAGACAUCAGGGCUCUUCUAGCAGAGGGAUUAGAAAGAAGUGACUUAGGGUCCCUCUCUGGCAAACUACUCGCUGGCAGUCUAGUCCUGAAGCGGACAGGUGCACCUGCUACGAUGUCAGGAUCACAGACUCAACCACUUUCUCCUGACCUGAUCAAGAAAUGUGCAGAAGAUUUGAAAUCCAAAUACCGGACAACUUUCUGUAAGAUCAGAGCUGAUCCUCUCGACCCUGAUUCCAUUGUGCAAUUUGACGACAUGUUUGUUAACCUUGUCCUGGAAGAGGAAUAUCGUAAAGGCAAGCGACCACUUACGUACAGGGAUCUCUUUAAUCACAAAGUCAAUGGAGAGUUUCCCAAGCGGAUCAUGAUUCAGGGAGAGGCUGGGGCUGGAAAGACAACAUUCUGUUCUAAGAUUGCCUGGGACUGGAUAACUGAGAAUCCUGUUCUCCCAAAGUUCUCGUGGGUACUUGUUAUCCCUUUUCGUGAAGCCAAACAAUACACGAUCGGUGAGAUUGUCAAGUUCUAUCUCUCCAAGGACAAUCCAGCAACAGCCUGCCAGAUCACUGAGUACAUCCGUUCAAAUCCAAAAGAUGUAUUCAUUGCGUUUGAUGGAUUAGAUGAGCUUGAUGGCAAGGUUAUACAGCAAAGGAAAGCUGGUACAAAGUCAGAAUGUCACCAGCCAAAGUCAUCAACCCUAACAAGUGACACUUUGCAGCCAAGGGUCCACAGUGCAGAGGCAAGUGGAAGUGCUUCAGACAGAGGUGGCAUUGCACUUAGAGACAUUCUUAGUUCAGAUGAGCUUGCUGCUUGCCCGGUGUUUGUGACAAGUCGCCCAUGGAAGGUCGAAGAGAUUAGAUGGGACAAUAGUCUACGGAAACUGUACACUUUCAUGUUUGUAGAAGGGUUUAGUAAGGAGAAUGUGGAGGUGUACAUUCACAAGUACUUUCAAGAUGAUGGGGCCAAAGCAGAUCAGCUUAUCCAAUUAACCAAAGACAAUGUCAUCAUAUCUGAGAAUAUGGCCCCGUAUCCUAUCUACAUAGCUAUGCUCUGUCUUAUGUGGAGAGAACUUGGUGACGAAAAACAAGAAAAGUUGAAGUCAUUACAAACUUUUUCUCAAAUAUUUGAUGAAAUCUUUGAAUUCUUGAAGGUGCAUUAUGCUCAGAAAGAGAUCACAGAUUUAGACAGCCAAGAUUUCCAAGCCUUUCGCUCUCAAAUUGAGAAGCUCAUGGAACCAGUUGCCAAAGUUGCUUUCACCGGGCUACAAGAAAACACCCUAAGUUUCAAAGAAGGUGAUUUUGAACAGUGCUCAGACUCCAUUGAAACAGCUUGUAGAGUAGGGGUGUUGUCUCAGGAGAAAAAAUUGUCAUCGUUAUAUGAUAAGAGCAGUAAGUACCUGCAGUCUACUAUCUUCUUUCCACACAAACUCUUUCAGGAGUACAUGGCUGGGGUCCAUCUUGCUUCCCUGUUUGAAUUAGAUCACAAUGAAUUCAACAGACUGAUUGAGCAAGUAGUGCUGCCUAGAAAGGAAGAGUUUGGGUAUCUCCUGUACUUCACUGUAUCACGGGACAAAGCCAUUGCACACCAUGUCAUGAAAUGCAUGGUACAGGGUGACAUCCGAGGCAGCUCGAAUGUGGAUUUGUUGGUUGAAGUAUCCUUUGAGAGUCAGGACCUAGAUACUGCAGCCUUGGCGAGGGGUCGAAUGUCAUUUCUGUCAAUAGACUCAUCCAUGACAGCACACACCAUGGCAGGUUAUGUAUUCACUGGGCUAGGUGUAUAUAAAGAUGUGAUUGAUCAUGGGAUACAUGGACAAUUUGGACCAAUUAUAUCACAUCAUAUGGCAGAGAUUAUAUGCUCUGUGUCCUCUCUAAAGCAUGUUACACUACACGGAGCUGCCUUGCACAGUGACUUCUAUGCAGUUCUUGCUAAAGAAGGAAACAAGUCCAAGGUCCACACUGUCAGGCUUGAUGAUGUUAGGUGUCCAACAUCAGCCUCUUCACAUUACCUAGUAGAUGCUUUGUGUUCCAUGCCAACCCUGACUGACCUGUCAAUACGUGGAAAGGAGUUCCAGGAGGAGUUCUAUUCUACACUGAAUGCAAAGGCGUCAACCUUACAGGAUUCUUUUCCUCAAAUCAGUAAUGGAAAUUUCAGGUUCAAUGGAGUUCCCCAAGCGGAUUUUGAUUCAUUCCUGCAGUCACUCACUGACUUUAGACGGGAGGAUGCUUCUGACCUCUUACACAAGGAGGAUGACGUCUCAGACGAGGAGGCUAACGUCUCAGACGAGGAGGCCAACGUCUCAGACGAGGAGGCCAACGUCUCAGACGAGGUGGAUAACCUCUCAGACGAGGAGGAUUACUUCUCAGACAAUGGCAGUGUACAACCAUCCAGAUCGCACAGCAGGAUUAGGUGCUGCUCUAUCGUAUAGAACUGUCUCUAAGAGGGUUGUACAACACUUGCUACUGCGACAGUUGUUCCGCAUCGGUUUCCUACACUAACCAAAAUUCCAACUCCAACCUCAGACCUUGCAUAUUUAUACUGUAAAGAUAAAGUUAUAAUAUUUAACACUAGUAAUGAAACAGCAAAUUCAAUGUACUUCAUAUCACAACAUAGCAAUGUUUUAUUCAUACACAUUAAAUAUAUCAUAUUACGUUUACCUUACCUAAACAUUAUUACCUGAAUGCUUUGUUUU
Strongylocentrotus purpuratus (purple sea urchin) is the source of this 3359-nucleotide messenger RNA. RefSeq lists its product as uncharacterized. The record is from RefSeq and is a predicted model, not a curated record. The transcript has 8 exons. The coding region runs from base 354 to 3095 and encodes 913 amino acids. NCBI's taxonomy places the organism in Eukaryota, Metazoa, Echinodermata, Echinoidea, Camarodonta, Strongylocentrotidae.